Odontomachus brunneus is the source of this 2269-nucleotide messenger RNA. Its product is annotated as 4-coumarate--CoA ligase 1-like. Lineage: Eukaryota; Metazoa; Arthropoda; Insecta; Hymenoptera; Formicidae. The transcript has 9 exons. Gene Ontology annotation, biological process: long-chain fatty acid metabolic process; fatty-acyl-CoA biosynthetic process. The record is from RefSeq and is a predicted model, not a curated record. Bases 335 to 1954 code for a protein of 539 amino acids. Gene Ontology annotation, molecular function: long-chain fatty acid-CoA ligase activity.
GUGUAGUCAAUUUACAUAAACAUUGACUCUACGUAGUCAGGAUUCGUUCACGGUCGAGAAUUCAUUAUAUAGUAAAUUAAUUAUGGUAUAAAUAAUUGAUUAUAGCGUAAUAAUUAAUUGUGGUGUGAAUAAAAGUGAAACAAUAAGUCAAGAAUAGGAUCUGAACGAUCGUAUGCAUAAAUGAUUGUAAACACGCGGAUGUGUGAUGAAAGAACAAACAGAUCGAUAAGCAGACAUCUACUAGAUUGUAUCGAGACACGAGGAAGUAAUUUUGAACACCUGUUGUAAAGAUAAAAACAUCACUUUGUGCAAGAAAUUCUACAUUGCUGUGAAGAUGGGAAAACAGGGAAAGAUAUAUGGGCGUCCAAGAGACGAACCAUUGCCGAACAUAUCUAUGGGACAACUGCUAUUGGAUAAAAUGCGCGAGCACGGUGAUCGCGUUUUUCUAAAAAAUGCAGACAACGGCAGUCGACUAACGUACAGUGAGUUACUUGAGAAAAGUGUGAAACUGGCAAAGUAUUUACAAACGCACGGGAUCAAGAGUAAAGACAGAAUUUGCAUCGUAAGUGAAAACCAAUUUAAUUGGUUAGUACCGGCUUACGCGUCGCUUUACAUUGGCGCUAUAUGUGUACCGUACAAUUCUGCGUACACGGAAUGGGAAUUUAAAAAUGUGUUAAACAUCUCGAAGCCGCGAAUAAUCUUUGUGUCUAAGCGUACUGAAAAGCUUUUCACAAAACUCCAGUCGAGCUUUUCGUGGCAAAUGGAAAUAAUCGAGCUGGAUGAUGAGUCUCUCACGCCCUCCGUACGUACAUUGACGAAUAUUUUGAAUAAUGAAAAAGUGGAUUUUCUGAAAUACAAUGCGGUGGAUAUCGGUGACAACAGUAAACAUCCAGCAGUUAUUCUCAAUUCGAGUGGUACAACAGGACCACCAAAAGGGGUAACAUUGUCUCAUAGGAAUCUAAUAGCUUUUGUUAUCGAAUCAAGCAAGGGGGACUUCUUCGAUAUAACGAAGACUACCAAAUCUUUAUUGUUUCUGCCGUUCUACCAUGGUUACGCGUUCGGCUUGCUGUUGCUCUUCUUGAUUAACGGUGGUAACAUCAUCCUAAUGUCUAACUUCGAGUUUGAGCGAUUUCUGAAGUUGAUAGACGAAUACAAGCCUACCCAUUUGCCGCUCGUGCCGCCGAUCAUGAUUCUCCUGGUGAAGCACCCGCUGGUGGAGAGGUACGACUUUCGCAGCGUGAGAGAAAUCAUCUGCGGAGCAGCACCGCUUGCGAAGGAAAUUGUUAACGCGGUAAAAUCCCGCCUUGGAGUGAAAAACGUACGUAAUGCCUACGGCAUGACGGAGAUAACGAUAGUGAGCCACAUAAGCGAUCGCCAAGAGGACGAUAUCAUUAAUUUGGGUUGUCUUUUACCUGGAUUAUACAAUAAAAUAGUAGAUAUCGAGACACAAGAGACUUUGGGUGUGGAUCAGAUCGGCGAGAUCUGCUUCAAGGGUGAGCAAGUGAUGCUGGGAUAUUGGAACAAUCCCGAAGCCACCAAGCAGACCAUCGACAAGGACGGAUGGCUACACUCGGGCGACCUUGGCUAUUACGAUCAACGCGGUGCGUUACGCGUCGUCGACAGGUUGAAGGAACUGAUCAAAUACAAAGGCUUCCAGGUCUCGCCGUCGGAGGUAGAGACGGUCCUACUGUCGCAUCCCGCGGUGAAGGAGGCUGCAGUCUGUGGCAUACCCGAUCUGCGCAGCGGGGAGCUGCCUAUGGCUGUGAUAGUGAAACAGCCUGGCGCUACGGUCACCGCCAAGGACAUUAUGGAAUUUGUCAAACAAAAAUUGUCGCCGCAAAAAUGGCUGCGCGGCGGGGUGCAAUUUGUCGACGCUAUACCUAAGAAUCCCACUGGCAAAAUUCUACGUCGUGAAGUUCGAUCGAUGAUUGAAGCGAUGGUUUCUAAGCUAUGAUCAUGGACUCAUGGUUAUUAAGAAAAAUCUCCUUCGUUAUAAGUUAUAAGUUAAUAGAUAAUAAGUGAGAAUAACACAUGAGGGUCAUUCAAUAAGUAAGGUUGUGAUAUAAAAAAUAAAUAAAUCAAAAUCAAAAAUAAAAAUAAAGAAGGGUUGAUAGGAGUUCAAGUACAGUAAUUUUAGUGCUAUGAAAACCUUAUAAGUUAAUAGAUAAUAAGUGAGGAUAACACAUGAGGGUCAUUCAAUAAGUAAGAUUGUGAUGUAAAAAAUAAAUAAAUCAAAAUCAAAAAUAAAAAUAAAGAAGGGUUGAUAGGA